Topomyia yanbarensis is the source of this 3450-nucleotide messenger RNA. RefSeq lists its product as uncharacterized. The transcript has a single exon. The coding region runs from base 1 to 3450 and encodes 1149 amino acids. NCBI's taxonomy places the organism in Eukaryota, Metazoa, Arthropoda, Insecta, Diptera, Culicidae. The record is from RefSeq and is a predicted model, not a curated record.
AUGGCCGACGAGAGGAAAUUCAGUGAGUUGGAGCUGACGAAGCAGAAUAUUGUCGAUUCAAUGGCUUUGUUGGAAUAUUAUGCGAAGGAGUUCGACAAGGACAGUAAGUUUGCGGGCCAAGUAGAAGCGUGGGCGGAAAAGUUGGAGAAAUUUUACGACGAGUUUCACCGGACGGUGGUGAAAUUGGAGAUGUUUUCCACCGAUAAGGAGCCAAUCGACCUGAAAAAGGAACGGCAGUUGUUCGACGGUCGCUAUUAUGCUCUUCGGUCCUUCUACUUGGCCAAACUGGCGAAGAAAAUACGUUCUUCCCCUUCUGCCAACCCCGCACCAUCGAGACCAAUGAACAUCAGGCUUCCGGAGCUUAACCUACCCAAGUUUAGCGGUAAGUUGGAAGACUGGUGUGUUUUUCGCGAUUCGUUUGAAUCCGCUGUAGGUUCCCGGAGCGACAUCAGUGCGGUCGAGAAAAUGCACUAUCUGAAGGGCCUCGUUCAAGGAGAGGCAGCGCGCAUUCUCGACCCUAUCAAAAUAAGCGAACAGGGCUACAAGGACGCUUGGCGAACGUUGCGGCUGCGUUUUGAGAACAACCGGCAGUUAAUCAAGUGUCACAUUCGGACGCUUUUCGACACUCCAACAAUGCGCAAGGAAUCAGCUGAAGAUCUGCUUGCGCUGAUCGAUCGCUUCGAGCAGCAGAUCUCCGUUCUGAAAAGCUUGGGUGAACCAGCAGACCGAUGGAGCUCUAUCCUGGUUUACCAGCUAUCUAUACGCCUCGAUCCUUGUACGCUCCGGGAAUGGGAGAACCACUGUAGCAAACUCGAUGCUGACAACAUCGCUUCAGUUCUGGGAGGAACCGCCGGCACAUCAGAGGACACAAGCACUGGUGCGUCAACUUCAAUGCCAUCAUACGUGACGAUGGUAAACUUCCUCCAGAACUACGCUCGAGUUUUGCAAGCAGUUUCUUCAGCCACUUCGAACACCGCUCCUCCUCGCAGCAAGCCAAAUCCGACAUCCAAGCUAGCAGCUUUUCCAGUCGCAGCUACACAGCAAACUGCAGUAUCCAGUGCACCCUCUUCCAGCGCCAGCAAGCCGAAGCCGUGCGACAAGUGCGGUGAGAGCCAUUACCUGUACAGCUGUCCGGAAUUUCGGAAACUCAACCUUCGCCAACGGAUCGACCUGGUAAGACAGAAAAACCUUUGCAUUAACUGUUUGAGAUCGAGUUCCCAUUAUGCCCGGAACUGUUCUGGGUCAAGAUGCCGUACAUGUACCAAGAAGCACCACACGCUUCUUCAUACUGAGCCCUCUGACGACAAUCCCGCUUCUGGUCAAGCCACCGGAUCAACUUGCUGUGUUGCCCUCCAGCCGACUCUCACCGCAGCAUCUGCGCUGCAUGCUCCAAACUCACUGUCACCCCAGUCUGUUUCGCAAGCUCCCAUCCAGCAACCGUCUACCUCUACCUCAAUCGCAAACUUAUCCCACAUUCAUGCGCCUUCCAUGAGUUCUCAGACAGCCCUCGUAUCACAUACUGGUGAAGUGAUUCCUGGAACCGUUUUCCUUCCGACUGCGCUAGUGAAUAUCCGUAACGGUAGAGGUCGCAUCGUUACUGCUCGUUGCUUGCUGGACUGUGCUUCCCAACGCAACUUUGUUUCUGGGGCUCUUUGCGAACGACUGCAGCUUCCUCGCAUCCGAUUGCCGCAUGCUAUCCCGAUAAGCGGAAUCGGAAACACUACAACGCUGGUUGAAUACCAGGCCACGAUAACCAUCUUCUCUCGAGUCACUCCCUUCUCCGUACAAUGCUCCAUGCUCGUUCUGCCUUCCAUUACCGUCAAGCUGCCCCAGUCGACGGUAGAAGCCCGCCACUGGCCGAUUCCAAAGCACGUGGAGCUUGCAGAUCCAACAUUCGCUGUUGCUGGCGACAUCGACAUGAUUCUGGGUGCCGCCCAUUUCUUCCAAAUUCUUCGAUACGGCAGGAUAUCGCUCGGGGAAGAGUUACCGCUUCUGCAGAAUACAGAGUUCGGUUGGGUCGUCUCCGGAGAGUGUUUAUUGGAAAACCACGAUCACAGCGAUCCACGCAAGUGCCAGUUCAGUAAUCCCUGCACAAUCGAUGAAUUGGUCAACCGAUUCUGGCAGCUCGAAGAAGUCCACGAUGCAAAGGGAUGGUCUCCGUCGGAACGAUACUGUGAGGAACAUUUCUUGAAGAACACCACCCGCAACUCCGAAGGCCGCUACGUCGUCAAGCUGCCCAAGCGUGACGAGCUGCUUUGGCAGUUAAAGGACAACAAAUACAACGCCACCCGCCGCUUCUUCUCUCUAGAACGCUCACUCGGUGCGAGUCCCGAUAAGAAGGCGAUGUAUCAGCAGUUCAUCCACGAGUACGUGAGAUUGGGACAUAUGCGGGAGAUUGGCCCCGAUGAAAUCGACGCGCAACCGCAAUACUACCUUCCACACCACGCUGUGAUGAAACUCGACAGCACCACUACAAAGCUUCGUACCGUAUUCGACGCAUCAUGCCGCUCGAAGUCCGGUAUCUCGCUGAACGAUGUCCUGCUUCCUGGUCCCACAAUCCAGGACACUCUCGUGACGAUUGUCCUCCGUUUUCGAAUCCACCAGUUCGUGAUAUCUGCGGACAUUGAAAAAAUGUACCGGCAGAUUUUGGUCCAUCCCACCGACCAACCGCUGCAGCGAAUUCUCUGGCGCGACGAUCCCGAGGCUCCACUGAAGAGCUACCAGCUCCGCACCGUCACAUACGGCACAAGCAGUGCUCCAUUUUUGGCAACUAGGGUGCUGCAGAAGCUCGCCGAUGAUGAAGGGCAACAUUUUCCGCUGGCGGAACCCGCUGCCCGCCACGACUUCUACGUCGACAAUUUGCUGUCUGGUUCUGACGAUGCUGAAUCUCUCGCCGUUACCUGCAACCAGCUCAUUGCAAUGCUCGCAGGCGCAGGACUUCCUCUCCGGCAAUGGUCUUCGAAUUGUCAAGCUAUUCUUGAUACCAUUCCGUUGGAGCUCCGAGAGACGAAAACACUACUCGAUUUGGACCACGAGUCCUCCGUGACUGCACUUGGCCUCCGCUGGGAACCGUCGACCGAUUUUCUUUCGCUCAAGACGCCGAAUUGGAAGGAAUGCACGGUUCUGAACAAACGAACGAUCCUCUCUCAGAUCAGCAGCCUUUUCGACCCCUUAGGUUUGAUUGGACCGACCAUUGCAAAGGCGAAAAUCAUGCUGCAGAGUCUUUGGAAACUCCAUCUCGACUGGGACACACCCGUGGCUAACGGAUUCGCUCACGCAUGGCAGGAAUUUCACCAGAAGCUUUCAGCACUUGCCCACCUUCGAGUUUUUCGCCAUGUGUUACGUCCGGGUUACGACCGCUUGGAGAUUCACGGGUUCAGCGACGCUUCAGAGUCUGCAUAUGGCGCAUGCAUCUAUCUCCGGUCAAUACCAUCUAUCUCCGGUCAAUAA